GGCCUUUGCUGCGGCUAGAGCCCCUACUACUGACUACUGCUAGCACAACCACUUUCCAAGUCAAAUUGCUCGUCUGAUGUACAUAUGCACCACCAGCAAACCGGAACGGGUUAACACGAGCCACAUGGCCCACACGCGCCACACGGUCCGCAAGGCCCGCAGCAGGGCCCACAACCACCACAGGGACCACAACCGCCACAGGGGCCACAGGGACCACAACAAGGACCGCAGCCACCACAAGGACCGCAACAUGGCUUACAGCACGGCCCACAGCAUCCGCCGCAAGGGCCGCAGCAUGGGCCGCCGCAAGGGCCGCCGCAAGGGCCACCGCAAGGGCCGCAGCAUGGGCCGCCGCAAGGGCCGCCGCAAGGGCCGCCGCAAGGGCCGCAGCACGGGCCGCAGCACGGGCUGCAAGGUCCUCCACACGGGCCACACGGAACGCUGCACAUUUUAA
Messenger RNA from Papilio machaon (common yellow swallowtail), 454 nucleotides. RefSeq names its product protamine. The coding region runs from base 77 to 454 and encodes 125 amino acids. The record is from RefSeq and is a predicted model, not a curated record. The transcript is spliced from 2 exons. NCBI's taxonomy places the organism in Eukaryota, Metazoa, Arthropoda, Insecta, Lepidoptera, Papilionidae.